AUGCACCUCCUCAGCUCUCUUUUCUUCACCCUUCUAGGCUUUCUUUCGAUCGCUCUUGCUGCAAACCACCCACGAGACUUCUCCCUCCCAACACCAAGCGUAUUUACAACCAACGACAAAUGUUACACCAACCGAAAGAUCUGCGCCGAGGUCAUGAUUGGAAACAGGAUCAACCAACAGCUAGACUACAACGGUUGCAUGAAGAUCAUGAAUCCGGACGAGGUCACUGGUAUCAGGAUGUUUGACUGCUUGUGCAACUUAUACUAG
Messenger RNA from Alternaria atra, 267 nucleotides. RefSeq lists its product as uncharacterized. The transcript has a single exon. The record is from RefSeq and is a predicted model, not a curated record. NCBI's taxonomy places the organism in Eukaryota, Fungi, Ascomycota, Dothideomycetes, Pleosporales, Pleosporaceae. Bases 1 to 267 code for a protein of 88 amino acids.